AUGUUUAUAAUUAAAGAAAAUUAAUAAAAAUAAUAAACAGUGAAAGAGGCUCUCUUCAAUGCCAUGGCGGAAAACAAAGAAAGUAUUAGUGAUUCGGUGCCAGAUGCGCCACUUGCAUCGCCAGGGCAGCAACCUCAGUCUGAGCAAAAAAUGGAAAAGCCGGAUGGUUCUAAAGAACCUGCAGCUGCUUCGAAAGAACCUACACCCGCUGUAGCAGAGAGAGAGAGUGAAGCAAUGGAGACGGAGACAGAAGUCAAGGAAGAUGCUGAGGAGAAACCUCCUGAAGAAACUCCCAAGAAAGAUGAGAAGGAGGAGCAAGGGGCUGUACCGUCUGACCAGCCAAAGGAACCGAGUGAGGGAGAAGGGUCAGCAGUAACAGCACCGCCCGAAGCACCACCAGAACCGCAAGCACCACAAGUAACUGAAGGAGAUGGGAAUGCAGAGGCAGAUGCUCCUGAAGAACCAAUGGAGGUCACGGAGAGUGAGGCUGUGGAGGUCCAGGAGACAGUGGAGACAAGUGUCCUGGAAACAACAACAACAGUGACAGCAGCUGAGGUUGAGCCAUUGCCUGUGCAGGAGGAACCGUCUGUGGUUGAGGAUGUUAUGAUGGAGGUGGAGAACAAGGAGAACAUCUCGGAUAAUGUUACAGUCUCCUCCCAGGACAGCGGGGAUAAGACGGACACCGAAAAGAUGGAGCCCUCUGGAGACUGCUAUUGUGGCGAAGGGAGAAGUUAUGAAGACGUUGAACUCCAGUGUAACCAAUGUUUUAAAUGGUUUCACAAGGCUUGCAUCAAGACUGUCAGUGUUGCGAACACUGUUCCCUUUAUGACUACCUACACAUUCUGUUGCAAGAAUUGCAAUGUCAGCAAACUGGAAACUUUCAGCAGAAAAGUUGCAAACUUCAAGGAGCUUUGCCAGUGUGCCCUUGCCAAUCUCCAGGCCAAGCACAAGUCACUGGACCCUCCCAAGACCAUGUUCUCGAAGGAAACUGAUCUGAUUCCGUUCAUCGAUACCCACUGGGAACAACUCACACCCAUGCCCCGACGAACCACCAUCACCUGGCACGGCACAAUCGUCAAAGCUAUGAUGAAAGACGAUGAUGUCUUUAUCUGCAAGGAGAAGCCGGACAACCCUGCCGCUUCUGACGCAGAGUAUCCCAUCUUUGGACUGCUUGAACAGGAUCUUUCAAAGAUAACGCCUUACUCAGAAUCCAAGUUAGGAUCCAGUCUUAAAGUGGAAUCACAGAAACUCAGCUCAUCUCUUUCUAGUUCUCUCAAUGGUAGUUCCAAUCUUGUGUCUUCUCAGAGGAUAAGCAGGAGUGCGAAGAGGAAAGGGUUCGACAGCAACCAGGGAGUGACAUCGAGUAAAAGGACAAGAAGUGAAGUGCCUGCCUCUCAAAAGCUGCCAGCCCACGGUUACCCGUUGGAGCACCCGUUCAACAAGGAUGGCUACCGGUAUGUCCUGACGGAGCCCGACCCUCAUGCCCCUAGCAGUGCCUUCGAGGAAGAUCAGUGGAUAGGCAAACCCAUCCCAGCCCAUCUUUACCGUAUGGCUCUCAGCAAGGAUGUUCUCUUGGCUCUUCACGACAGGGCUCCACAAUUGAAGAUUUCCGAGGAUCGUCUCACGGUCACCGGGGACAGAGGAUACUGCAUGGUGAGAUCAACCCAUGGUAUCAAGAGAGGGUCAUGGUACUUUGAGGUCACGGUGGAUCAGAUGCCUGAGGGUAGUGCUACAAGAUUAGGGUGGUCUCAACCAUUAGGUAACUUGCAAGCUCCACUUGGCUACGACAAAUUCUCGUACUCGUGGAGGAGUAGGAAGGGGACAAAGUUUCACGAGAGCCGAGGCAAGCACUACAGCGAUGGUUACGGAGAGGGCGAUACAUUAGGCUUCUUUAUUCAGCUACCAGAGAAAACAGAGAAAGAUGAAAUCAUUCCUCCAACCUACAAAGACAGGGCCCUGAUUAAAUUUAAGAGUCAUCUGUAUUUUGAGGAGAAAGACCAGACAUCCGAGGCGGAGAAAGCUCUCGUACCUACGACAGGCACAAAGAUCAUCUUCUUUAAGAAUGGGGAGAGCCUAGGUGUAGCGUAUGAGAAUGUUUAUGAAGGAAUUUACCAUCCGGCAGUCUCUCUAUAUAAACAGAGCACUGUCACUGUGAAUUUUGGGCCUGAUUUCAAGUACCCACCCAAGUCCAUCCCAGAUCAUCGACCUAUCAGCGAUUUGGCCUACCUAUCGGCUGUGGAACAGACGAUAUCGGACAUUCUGUUCAUAGUGGAACAUGAAAAGGACUAUGAAUUGGCUGCACGAGGCGUACUCAUUGACAUUUAACCCAAUCGUUGCCGUAACAUGGUUUUUCACAUGUCAAGCCUAUAGGAAAAAUUGGAGUCAGCUGUCACCAGGUUAUUUUAACAACUACCAUUGAUUGUGAAAAGUCAGGAUAGAAUUGGGAAGGAUGUACAGUACUCAUCAUGUGAUUGCCUGACAUUGCAUUCAACUGUAAGAGUGCAUCUGAUAACAGGGAACAUUUCAUCAACACUUUGUAUGACAAGUGUCUGACCUGAUAUCUUGCCUUGAAUUUGAUUGGCUGAGCACUGUUACUAUGGUAACUGUCAAAUAAAACGUCCGACAAAUCUUUUCAUGAAACACUGACAUAGCUCUAGCUGCACCCUUGGGCAAUGAAUAUGGUCAAAGUUCCAUUUAUUAUUGUUAUUGAAUAGACGUUUAAUCUAUCUUCCUAUGCCUGAAUGCUACACAAAAUGAUGCUUGGUUUCAUUGCUAUACCAUGUAAUAUAAUUUGCAAAUUUAUUUAACUGAAUAACUGAAUCUUAGCUUACAGCUGAUGUAGGAUGCUGAAGAAGGACGACAUGAAUGAAC
Messenger RNA from Lytechinus variegatus (green sea urchin), 2871 nucleotides. It is a transcript of the gene ash2l, whose product is annotated as set1/Ash2 histone methyltransferase complex subunit ASH2-like. Gene Ontology annotation, molecular function: transcription cis-regulatory region binding; protein binding. Lineage: Eukaryota; Metazoa; Echinodermata; Echinoidea; Temnopleuroida; Toxopneustidae. The transcript is spliced from 15 exons. The record is from RefSeq and is a predicted model, not a curated record. The coding region runs from base 64 to 2325 and encodes 753 amino acids. Gene Ontology annotation, cellular component: Set1C/COMPASS complex.